This is a messenger RNA of Clonostachys rhizophaga, 1563 nucleotides long. The record is from the annotation of a GenBank genome assembly. Lineage: Eukaryota; Fungi; Ascomycota; Sordariomycetes; Hypocreales; Bionectriaceae.
AUGUCGAUUUUACUCGACCCGAAGAAACCAAAUGUGGAUAUCGUCCUCGUCCACGGUGUCAACGUUUGGGGCAAGGAGAAACACGCUGCCGAUACCUGGACAUGCGACACACCAGACGGCAGAGUGCACUGGGUAAGAGAUUUCCUUCCCAUCUACGAAGAAACCUCUCGCGCCCGUGUCCUUGCCCACGAGUACGAUGCGUCCGCCGUCUGGGGGACGGGGCCCAGGGCCGUCGGAGCCGAAGCUGACAGGCUGUUGGAUUGGCUGCAUGUUCAACGCAAGGGCUGUGCCGCGAGACCUAUAAUCUUUCUGGCUCACAGCCUCGGAGGUCUCUUAGUCAAAGCGGCCUUGGUACGAGCCAAGAGGAGUAGUGGCAAGUCAUCGACGAUAUGGUAUUUCACCACCGGCAUCAUGUUCUUCGGGACGCCGCAUCGUGGUGUCGAUAGCAACGUCCACGGCAAAGUCGCCAACCUCUUUCAGACCCUCAACGCUGACCGCCCCGACACGAACUUCUUAACAGCCAUGGAUGCUUAUGCCCCAGAGAUUGAUCGACUUUACGAGAGGUUCAGUGAGAUGUAUGGAAGGUAUCAAUUCGUCACUGUGUAUGAAACACGACCGCAUAAGAUCAAGCCAUUGGGAGUGAUUGUUCCCAGAAAUUCAGCGGUACUUGGCUUACCGGACGGUCACGAAACACGCAUCGCUCUUGACCGUGACCACACCAGUAUCUGCAAGUUUGCCUCUGACAGAGAACACGAAUUCCAGGCCGUCUUUGCAAACUUCGUCCUUCUCUGCCAAGAGGCAACGACGGCUUUCAAGACACCCGGAGAGCCUGAACCGGUUCCUGUUAACCCUACCAUCAAUAAUUAUCCCCCUGAGCCCGAGGCGAGUAUGUCAUUCGAACAAGCACUGCUUGAGGCCCGAGCCUUCCUCAACUCGAAAAGGACCGCAUCCGCCUUGAGAACCGUCGACGAAGAGAUUCGAAAACGCCAGUCUUCAACGAACGGCAGUGCCAUGAAUCUCGUACCUCAGAUCACUCUCGUCAUGCCUGUUCUGUCUUCACUCGUGAAGCUUGGUCUCACAUUUGGAGCCUAUUUGAUGCCAACACUAAAAAGCACCAUCAGCAUGAUUGUAGGUGGAUUGGACGACAUCGAAACAGAUCAGGAACAGAUUUACCACCUCGCGAGGUUGAGUCUCUCCAUCAUGAGCGACGGCGUGCGGGACAGCAAGCGAAUCAAGAAGAAGUUGGAGAAACAUCUCUCCAGUGAACUGGGAGACUCUGCGCAGAAGACCGAGGCUCAAAGGCUCAUAGCUGGGUUGGACGCCUACACCCAACUGUGGACGAGGGAAAUCAGAAACCGACAGCCACAAAUGGAAGAGGCGUAUAGGAGGGUACAAGAGACAGAGGACUUCAAAUCGGAGUUUGAGCGUGCGCAGGACGAAUCGGAGGAGUCUUUCUUGGAAUGGCUCGUCCUCUUGAUUCCCAGACUUUUGGUCUGGCUUCAGGCGUUGAUCAUCGAGAUAGGAGUAUUCCUUGGUCGAUCUUUAUCUUCAUUGUGGACUUGA